Molecule: messenger RNA, 549 nt
Organism: Symbiodinium pilosum
Lineage: Eukaryota; Dinophyceae; Suessiales; Symbiodiniaceae
Source: the annotation of a GenBank genome assembly
AUGGACCCGGAGCACGUUGAGCCCGUGCAAAGUGAUACAGAGGAUGAAACUUCACGGCCACAGACUCUCAUACCAGAUCCGUUGGAUGAGGUUCUGAAGCGCCUCAAGCUCUAUUUCCCUCGAGUAACUGAGCUCAUGAUCUCAAACAUCGAGGAUUACCGCAUGGACUAUCGCUUUGUGGGCCUGAGAAGCAGCCACCUUGCUGCGUUCGGCUUUGUUCAGCUGCAGCACAACUCCAACCCGGCGACUUACGAGCUGAAAGCUUCCCGGGAUGAUCCGCCAAGACUGGUGGACCUGAAGGCCAUCAGGGGGGUGAACAGCUCUCGCAUCCCGUGGGCUGUUCGGGUUGAUGAAAACACGUCGAUCUCUGAGCGAGAGGCCCUGUUCCUGCACGAACAUUUGAGUGCCUACAAGAAUGGCAACGACUUCUUCCUGUCCCAUGCGAUCUAUCGAUCGGUGCCGUCGCACACGGUUCGCAAACGAUACAAGGCCAUGGUGGCUUCUUUGAGCAAACGCUUUCCACAGCAGUUCCAAAGACAUUCAGUCUGA